Messenger RNA from Ochotona princeps (American pika), 7283 nucleotides. RefSeq names its product Ral GTPase activating protein catalytic subunit alpha 2 (gene RALGAPA2). Gene Ontology annotation, biological process: positive regulation of GTPase activity; regulation of small GTPase mediated signal transduction. The transcript has 39 exons. Gene Ontology annotation, cellular component: nucleus; cytoplasm. The record is from RefSeq and is a predicted model, not a curated record. Bases 151 to 5940 code for a protein of 1929 amino acids. NCBI's taxonomy places the organism in Eukaryota, Metazoa, Chordata, Mammalia, Lagomorpha, Ochotonidae. Gene Ontology annotation, molecular function: GTPase activator activity.
GGCUCCUCCUUCCUGGAGCCGCGGCUGAGGCGGCGGCGAGGCGGCGCUGAGUGGCCCUCGGGACACGCGCCUGCCCCGACCGUAUGCGGUGACUGGUGCGGCGCAGGCGCCUCCUGCCCCGCCGGCGGGGCCCGGGCUCUCCGCGGCGGGAUGUUCUCCCGAAGGAGCCACGGGGAUGUCAAGAAGUCCACUCAGAAGGUGCUGGACCCCAAGAAGGACGUGCUGACCCGCCUGAAGCACCUGCGGGCGCUGCUGGAUAAUGUGGAUGCAAGCGACCUUAAGCAAUUUUUUGAGACCAACUAUUCUCAGAUAUAUUUCAUCUUCUAUGAAAAUUUUGUAACACUGGAAAACAGUUUGAAAUUAAAAGGGAAUAACAAAUCCCAAAGGGAGGAGCUGGACUCCAUCCUCUUUCUUUUUGAAAAAAUACUACAGUUUCUACCUGAACGAAUUUUCUUUCGAUGGCAUUACCAGAGUAUAGGUUCCACUCUAAAGAAGCUGCUGCACACUGGAAAUUCUAUUAAGAUACGCUGUGAAGGAAUCAGACUAUUUCUUUUGUGGCUGCAAGCACUUCAGACAAACUGUGCAGAAGAGCAGGUGCUGAUUUUUGCUUGCCUGGUGCCUGGUUUCCCAGCAGUCCCAUCCUCCAGGGGACCCUGCACGCUGGAGACACUCAUCAACCCCAGCCCUAGUGCAGCUGAUGCAAAGAUUUAUCCAGAAGAAAUCACUGCGCUCGUGCCAGCCAUAUCAGGAGAGAAGAUCGCUGAGGACCAAACCUGCUUUUUCCUUCAAAUACUGUUGAAGUACAUGGUUAUUCAGGCUGCAAGCUUGGAGUGGAAGAAUAAGGAGAAUCAAGAUACUGGUUUUAAAUUUCUUUUUACAUUGUUCCGAAAGUAUUAUCUUCCUCAUUUAUUUCCGUCAUUUACUAAGCUAACAAACAUCUACAAACCUGUACUUGACAUCCCCCAUGUAAGAUCAAAGCCAGUGUACAUCACUACAACUCGAGACAAUGAAAGCAUUUACAGUACAAAAAUCCCCUACAUGGCAGCCCGUGUUGUUUUUAUUAAGUGGAUUGUCACUUUCUUUUUGGAGAAAAAGUAUCUAACUGCAACACAGAACACUAAAAAUGGAGUUGAUGUAUUGCCUAAAAUCAUCCAGACUGUUGGUGGAGGUGCUGUGCAAGAGAGGGCGUCAGAGUCAGAUGCCGGUGAGCCCACUGAGCAGGAGAAAAGCCAUUCGAACAGCAGCACCCUGUCCGACCGAAGACUCAGCAACUGCAGCCUCUGUAGCAUUGAAGAGGAGCACCGGCUGGUGUACGAAAUGGUGCAGCGCAUUCUCCUGUCAACGCGAGGUUAUGUCAACUUCGUGAAUGAAGUAUUUCGUCAGGCCUUCUUGUUGCCUUCCUGUGAGAUAGCUGUAACAAGGAAAGUUGUGCAAGUAUACAGAAAGUGGAUCCUCCAGGACAAACCUAUUUUCAUGGAGGAACCGGAUAAAAAUGACCCUGCUCAAGAAGAUACAGAAAAACUCGAGUUUUCAGAAACUGAUAGCAAGGAGGCCCCAGUUGGAAGCUCAGGUCAUAAGCGAUCCUCCAGCUGGGGGCGCACCUACUCCUUCACUACUGCCAUGAACAGAGGCUGCGUGACCGAGGAGGACAACACCAACGUGAAAGCUGGGGCCCAGGCUAUGCUGCAGGUAUUUUUGACAAAUGCUGCAAAUGUCUUUUUGCUGGAACCGUGUGCUGAAGUUCCCAUGCUCUUGAAAGAACAAGUCGAUGCUUGUAAAGCUGUUUUAAUUAUUUUUAGGCGCAUGAUAAUGGAGCUUACAAUGAAUAAAAAGACAUGGGAGCAGAUGUUGCAAAUACUACUCAGGAUAACAGAAGCUGUCAUGCAGAAGCCAAAGGAAAAACAAACAAAGGACUUGUUUGCCGAGAGCUUGGCAGGGUUACUUUUUAGGACUCUCAUCGUAGCUUGGAUCCGAGCAAACCUUUGUGUGUACAUCUCUCGGGAACUCUGGGAUGACUUCCUCAGGGUGCUGUCCUCCCUCACUGAGUGGGAGGAGCUCAUAAACGAGUGGGCCAACAUCAUGGACUCCUUGACUACUGUGCUCGCAAGAACCGUCUAUGGAGUUGAGAUGACAAACCUACCUCUGGAUAAAUUGAGUGAACAAAAGGAAAAGAAGCAGCGAGGGAAAGGCUGUGUCCCAGAAACUCAGAAAGGAACUACCGUGGGCCGGUCCUUUUCUCUCAGCUGGAGAAGCCACCCAGAUCUGGCUGAGCCCGUGAGGGUUCGGAGCGCCACCACGUCUGGAGCCCCUGGGGCCGAGAAGGCCAGAAAUAAUGCUCGUCAGAAGACAACUGCGAAGCGCAGCCAGUCUAUCAGCAACUGUGUGCACCUCUCUGAGCCCUUGCCUGCCACUAGGAGCGUCCCACUCCUCCUCCACACCGUGAGCGUGCUCUUCCCUGCUCUCUCUUACUCCUCUUGCUCUCACAGGCUCUCAGAGGUGGAAGAAUGUCAGCAGUCGGAAAAUGCACCUGCCGCUGGGUCUAGUCAGCUCGUGGUGGGACAGCCGCAGGUGCUUCGAAGCAGCAGUACAUCAGAUAUCACCGAGCCACUGAGCUCAGAUUCUCCUCAGGGACAAAAAAUAGAAAAUAUACAGAAUUUGUGUUCUUCAGAGCUCAAGCCUAUUCAAGAAAGCAAAGGACAUGUGAAGAAAGAACAUGAAGGGAUAACAAUCUUAAUUCGAAGGAGCAGCAGCCCUGCUGAAUUGGAUUUGAAAGCUGAUUUGCAACAGACUCAAGGACAAUGUAAAGAAAGACAAAAGAGUGAAAGUGCCAGCAGUGACAUAGUUCUGGGCUGUGACAGCGAGGUGGAGCUCUCUGGGAGCCCAUGGCAGACCUGUGAGGAAGACCCAGAAUUAAACACUCCCACAGAUGUUGUGGCUGACCCUGAUGCCCGCCAUUGGUUACAGCUGAGUCCCACUGAUGCUUCCAACUUAACAGACAGCAGCGAGUACCUGGUGGAUGACUGUAGUAUCGUUGCUGGAGGGAAUCUCACUGGGUGGCACCCAGACUCUGCAGCUGUGCUAUGGCGAAGAGUUUUGGGAGUCCUCGGAGAUGUGAAUAACAUUCAGUCACCCAAGAUCCAUGCCAAAGUCUUUGGCUAUCUCUGUGAACUCUGGUACAAGCUAGCAAAGAUCCGGGAUAAUCUAGCAAUCAGCCUGGAUAACCAGUCUUCUCCAUCCCCUCCGGUCUUGAUCCCACCACUCAGAAUGUUUGCAUCAUGGCUAUUCAAGGCGACGACACUGCCAAAUGAAUAUAAGGAAGGCAAACUGCAAGCCUACAGACUCAUCUGUGCCAUGAUGACCAGACGCCAGGAUAUGCUGCCAAACUCGGAUUUCCUGGUGCAUUUUUACCUUGUGAUGCACCUGGGAUUAACCAGCGAGGAUCAGGACAUCUUAAAUACCAUCAUAAGGCACUGUCCGCCCCGCUUCUUCUCCCUGGGUCUGCCUGGCUUCUCCAUGCUGGUAGGGGACUUCAUUGCAGCGGCCGCCAGGGUCCUCAGCACAGACACGCUGGCGGCACCUCGCUCCGAAGCCCUCACCAUCCUUGGCUCCCUCGUCUGCUUCCCAAAUACCUACCAGGGGCUUCCUCUGCUGCAGUCCGUGCCAGAAGUGAAUGAGGUCAUUACAGGAGACGAAGAUGUCAAGCAUUACCUCAUAAAUAUUUUACUGAAGAAUGCCACAGAGGAACCAAAUGAAUGUGCAAGAUGCAUUGCUAUUUGCUCCCUCGGAGUGUGGAUCUGUGAAGAGCUUGCGCAGAGCACAAGCCAUCCCCAGGUGAAAGACGCCAUCAAUGUGAUAGGUGUGACUUUGAAGUUUCCUAACAAAACUGUGGCUCAGGUAGCUUGCGACGUGCUUCAGCUGCUGGUUUUGUACUGGGACAAGCUCCAGGCAUUUGAAACCUCGCUGCCUCGGAAGGUGGCAGAAAUCCUCGUGGCCACGAUUGCGUUCCUCUUACCGAGCGCAGAGUACUCCAUGGUGGAAGCAGACAAGAAGUUCAUUGUGUCCUUGCUGCUCUGCCUCUUGGACUGGUGCAUGACGCUGCCCGUGAAUGCCCUCCUCCACCCCGUGUCCACCGUGCUCCUGGAGGAACAGCAGAUGGCUCGAGCCCCCUUACUGGAUUACAUCUACAGGGUUCUGCACUGUUGUGCCUGUGGCUCAAGCACGUACACCCAGCAGAGUCACUACACACUGACCUUGGCUGACCUGUCCUCCGCUGAUUAUGACCCCUUCCUGCCCCUGGCGAGUGUGAAGAAUUCGGAGCCAGUCCAGUACCAUUCAGCAGCAGAAUUGGGAAACCUACUGACUGUGGAAGAGGAGAAGAAGAGAAGAAGCGUGGAACUGAUCCCACUCACUGCCCGCAUGGUCAUGGCCCACCUGGUCAAUCACCUGGGCCACUACCCGCUGAGCGGGGGCCCCGCCAUGCUGCACAGCCUGGUCAGUGAGAACCACGACAACGCCCACGUGGACGGCUCCGAGCUGUCCUCAGAGGUGUUCCGGAGCCCCAACCUGCAGCUGUUUGUGUUUAACGACAGCACGCUCAUCUCCUACCUUCAGACGCCCACGGAGGGCCCGGCAGGCCGGUCACCAGGGGGCGCCCUCUCCGACGUCAGAGUCAUCGUGAGGGAUAUCUCAGGGAAGUACUCUUGGGAUGGCAAGGUUUUGUAUGGGCCUUUAGGAGGCUGCUUGGCACCCCGUGGAAAAAAUCCCUCGUUUCUGAUUUCGGGCUGGAAUCAUCACUCACGCGGACCUCAAAAAGACUUUCCUCAAACUGAGGAGGGAGAUGACGUGCUCGACAAGUUACUUGAAAACAUUGGCCACACGAGUCCAGAAUGCCUUUUACCAUCACAGCUCCACCUGAAUGAGCCCUCCCCGCCCCCGUGUGGAAUGAACUGUGACCAGGAGAAGGCGAUCAUGGAGGCCAUUCUGCGGCAGCACGCACAGGAAGAUGAACACGUUCGGAGGUGUGGCUCGGACACUGGCAUGGGAGUCACCAGCCAGGGGCAGCCGCCCCCAGUGGAGCCCCGGGGGCCCUUCUAUUUCUGCAGGCUGCUGCUCGAUGACUUGGGAAUGAAUUCCUGGGAUAGGAGGAAGAAUUUUCACUUGUUGAAGAAAAAUUCAAAAUUAUUGCGAGAGCUAAAAAAUCUGGACUCCCGUCAAUGCCGUGAGACCCAUAAGAUCGCUGUGUUCUACAUUGCUGAAGGGCAAGAAGACAAAUGUUCCAUCCUCUCCAAUGACAGGGGAAGCCAAGCGUACGAAGACUUUGUUGCUGGACUUGGAUGGGAGGUGGAUCUGUCCACUCACUGUGGCUUCAUGGGCGGCCUUCAGCGCAACGGCAGCACCGGGCAGACGGCCCCUUACUACGCUACCUCGACCGUGGAAGUGAUUUUCCAUGUUUCCACUCGGAUGCCAUCCGACUCUGAUGAUUCUCUCACCAAAAAGCUCCGUCACCUGGGGAAUGACGAGGUCCACAUCGUCUGGUCGGAGCACUCCAGGGACUACCGCAGGGGAAUCAUCCCAACCGCCUUCGGAGAUGUCUCCAUCAUCAUUUACCCAAUGAAGAAUCACAUGUUCUUUAUCACCAUAACGAAGAAGCCCGAGGUUCCGUUUUUUGGCCCCCUCUUUGAUGGAGCCAUUGUGAGCGGGAAACUGCUGCCCAGCCUCAUCUGUGCCACGUGCAUCAAUGCCAGCAGGGCUGUGAAGUGCCUCAUCCCACUCUACCAGAGCUUCUACGAAGAGCGGGCUCUGUACCUCGAAGCCAUCAUCCAGAACCACCGUGAAGUCAUGACAUUCGAGGAUUUCGCGGCGCAGGUCUUCUCUCCCUCGCCCAGCCACUCGCUCAGCGGAACGGGUGAGUGUCUACGGUAUUCUUGCCUCGACACUUAGGACGCAUUCGAGCAGCAGAUGUACACCUGUUUUUCACAGAUAAAUGCUUGCAAAUUUCAGAAGAGCCUUCUCUCUGAAUCAGCUAAUGAAUAUCAAAAGGAAUGAUGACAUUCAUUUUCGUGUGUUUUGUAUCCGAGCUGUUCACUGGGUUCCUCUCCAGCCGUCCUGUUAACCUCCGCGUCUCGCAAGGUUAAUGAACUUUUUUUUCUCAGCCGUGCGCCCCAGUUCAUUCAGCAGUGUGGGCUUCUUGCUGAGCUGGGAAUAUGUUGUUUAGGAGCGGCGCCUGAAUCAGUGCUUUACUUAUCAAGAAAGAGUUCCUCCCAGACUCAUGCUAAAUGGGGAUUAUGCUACCGAGAUGCUGGGGUCAGGGAUUAAUGCAAGAGACACGGGAGGACAGUGUCCCCAGGCCCGUGAUGUCAGAGCGCAGGGCUCACGCUCCUCGCCAGAGUGGCCGGUGUCGUGUGGACAGGCCGCCGACCGGAGCAGCACCUGGCAUGGGAGUCACUGCGGAAACCAGCAUACUGUCAUUUCCUUUGAUUAGGCUCCAGGGAAAAAGCGAUUAAAAAAAAUAAAUUCCACAGAUCUCCUUGUUUUUAAGUAUUUAUUCUUUUUUAUGUUUCUGGUUUCGGGGAGAAAAAAAGUGUGCUGCCACUUAAACUGAUUAUAUGAUUACUGUUUUUUCCUCCAAAGAAUGGAAUUAUUACUUGUAAAUUUCUGCAUGUAAUUACAGAUUAAUUGCCUUUCAGAGAGUAAAUGGGAUAUUUAGUCAAUGCAUGUGGAAAUCCUCAAUGAGGGGCUUCCUGCAUCUUCCACCGGUUCCAACACGACUGUUGGAGUGCUUAAUAGAUUUCUAACCUGCAUCAAUUGUCUCUGAGCACUGCCUCACUUCUCCUAUUCCGACUUGUUAACAAAUAUCUUACACACAACGUGAAAAAAAAUUAAAUUCAGUGAAAUAAAUCACUUACAAAUAAAAUCAGCCAUGCAUCAUUGUUUAACAUCGCUGGCUUCUGUGCUUGCCUCUCGGAGCUUUGUCGGGAGAUAAGAGGGAGAGGCGUGCACUUGCUCGGGGAGCCAGGAGCAGCAGGCAGAAGGCUCAGGAGAUAAGCAAGCUGGCAGAGGUGCGGGAGCAGGCGCGAUUUACAUAAUCACGCCUCUGCUUCCCGGGGAGGCGUCAAGAAACACUGGGCUGGCCUCCAUUGAUCUCCGAGGAACCGGAAUACUAAACAACACGAGAAAAGCUUAUAACUUAAAGCUUUGAUUAAUGUUUCUUACGUUAAAAAAAAAAAAAGCUGGAACAGCUGUGAAUUGAAUUCUUUUAUACACUCUGCCCACAUUCUGCGAAA